Macrobrachium nipponense is the source of this 3188-nucleotide messenger RNA. Its product is annotated as alpha-(1,3)-fucosyltransferase C-like. Lineage: Eukaryota; Metazoa; Arthropoda; Malacostraca; Decapoda; Palaemonidae. The record is from RefSeq and is a predicted model, not a curated record. Gene Ontology annotation, cellular component: membrane. Gene Ontology annotation, molecular function: fucosyltransferase activity. The coding region runs from base 129 to 1541 and encodes 470 amino acids. The transcript has 6 exons.
UGACUCUGGAACCGUGCAAUCUGUGCCACUGAAAAUGCUCUGAAGUCACGUUCAUUACCUGCCUUUCAGGUAUGAAGUUUGCCUGUCACUUCAGGACGUGCAAUACCUGAAAGAGAAAAUUGUGAAAUAUGACCUUGCUGAAUCAGAUUCGCCGACUGUUGUGCCUGACACUCGCUCUUUCCUGCCUGACUUUAGGAGCCGUCCUGCUCUUCGUUGACUUCAGGACCAAUUACGUCAUCCACUUGAGUUCGCGGGACGCUGGAACUGUCCCAUCCAGAGAUCGCCUAUCGGAGGAUGUGAUAGACGUGGACACAACAACGCAGGAAACGACCUACUUUCAAAAUGCAACGGUAUUGGGAGGAUUACGUCCUAGGCCUACAUUGCCAGAGCCAAGAGGAGAAGCCGAACGAAAACCAGUUGGGGUCUUCAGGGACGAAUUAUUUGAGCCUUUAAUGGCUCUUUAUCGAAAGAAGGCGAAAGGAAAGCUCGCUCCACAAAAGACGAAUUUCAGGUCUGGCAACAAGCCCUGGGUCCUGAUUUGGGCAAAGCCCUUCUCCCGCCCCUUUUGGAGAGGACAGCUCGCUCACAUUCGGCAGGACCUCUGUCCGUUGCCUUGCAGUGUGACUUUUAAUGCAGAUAAGAUUGAUUUGGUCGACGCCGUGGUCAUUUACCUCCAGAGGGCCCCAAAUGCGAAAGAGAUAACAAAGAGCCUGGGCCGCCGAAACGCCCUCCAGCCCUGGAUCAUGCUGAGCUUCGAGGCGCCGCCCCUGGCCAACGACUACUAUAAAAUCCCUUUCGAAAACUUCGACGGCCUCUUCAACCGCACGAUGACGUACCGCCGCGACUCCGACGUCAGAGUGCCGCACGGUUUCGUCGUGCGCAGGGGCUUCGACGCCAGAGCCGUGCCCCGGAGGUGGAUCGCGCCCGCUGUGAUGAAGGUGCCUUUCAGAAGGAAGAAGCUGGCGGCCGCUUUCAUCUCCAACUGUAGACCGACGUCGGAUCGCCUGCCGUAUCUGCGGGAGCUGAAGGGCUACGCCCCCAUCGACAUCUACGGCAAGUGUGGGGACCUGAAAUGCGGGGGAAGUUUGUGGAUUUACAAGAAGUAUGACCCCACGAAGGACGUGUGUCUCAGGAUGAUAGGCGAGGAGUAUUUGUUUUUCUUCGCUUUCGAGAACACUUUCUGCAAGGACUACUACACCGAAAAGGUUUACAACAUCCUCUAUUAUCCCGUGGUUCCCGUUGUGAGAGGAGCGGGCGAUUACUCCACCGUCUUGCCUCCUCAUUCUUACAUUGACUCGAGUUUGUACUCCCCAAAAGAGCUGGCAGAGAAACUGUUAUUUCUACAAAGGAACCCAAAGGAAUAUCGGCGGUAUCUGGACUGGAAGAAACAUUAUCGGCCUUCGACCAUCGGGGGGGAGAGACUUCUGUGUCACAUGUGCGCCAGACUCUAUGAUUCAGACUUCUACGAGCACAAGGUCAUCGAAGAUUUCAAAGAGUGGUUUGUGGUCAGGUCGAACUGCUCCUAUCGAGUUCUUGCCUGACUUUCUCUCCAUCUAAAGACGUUUCUUCUCGAUGGAUCAUUUUUAUUUCCACACAGACUUCGAAAUAUUCUAUCUUCGCGCCGUCACUCGAAGACUGCAUCCACACAUCUCUAAAUCAUGUGUCCAUCCAAAGACUGUGACUCCUCGUAUCUCGAAAUGUGAAUUCAAGUAACGAGUGAGAAUCCAUUCUUUAAAUCGUGCUCGUACCAGAAGUCUCAUUUUUUACUAUUAAUUUUCUCGUUUUUGAAUCUUGUACCCAACCAAAGACUGUGACUCUUCUUAAAGGCCCCUGACACUGAACGAUUGUCUGAACGAUUGUCUUUAUCGACACACACACACUAUUCAGACAGUAUGAACGAUCUCCACACCGAUUUCAGUCUGACCAAAGAUUUUCUCUCGGGUAGACAUGGCAUCAUCUCUAGAAGAGACGUGCGCGAUAGCAUUAUAUCGGCAGACAAACCCAUACAUUGAACGACCAGUGUAUGACAGACUUAAGUCGCAAGCCAGCCAGCUACCUGGUCUGACAGAUUCCUGCUGAGAUCGUUCAGACACGAAACUCCGCCCACUUUUGCAUUCAGACAAGCCCAUACACAAUGUUUUUUGCGAACGAUACAGGCAAUCGUUCAUACAGUCGUUCAGUGUAUGGAGCCCUUAAACUGCACACGUAUCUGUAUCAUCUUGAACCCUUAAAUCUUUACCCAUCUAGAGACUGUACCUCCUCAUAUCUCUAAUCGUAUAGUCAACCUAAGAAUGUGAGUCCUUUCUUUAAAUCGUGCACGUAUCCGAAGUCAUGAUUUCUCUUAUGUUUAAUUCGUGCACCCAUCCAAAGAUCGUUCAUUUUCGCAUCUCUAAAUCAUGUACCCAUCGAAAAAUUUGAAAUGAUUUUGUUUCUAAACAUGUACCCUUCCAAAGAGUUAUCGUACUUCCAUCUUCGGACAGCGUUUGUAAUACACACUCUUCCUGCCCUCCUCAUUUCUUAUGGUCGAACAGUCGCAAACCCCGGGCACUACAAAAGAUAAUUAUUAUUGAGCCCGUUGGCGAUGGUUUUACUUCCUUGAUAUUCUCUAUUCAAGGUUUCCCUUUGUACACCGAAGCGUCUCGGGACUUGGGAGAUGGAAGUUCUCAUUUGAGUGUAACUUACAGGAAACUUUGUAUUAAAUUUUUUUUAUGCAUGGAAUUUUUCAAAUAGAAUGACUUAAACUAUCCUGCCAUUUCAUCUAGAGAAUAUAGGUAGAGAAAUGAAUAAAUUCACAUGAUGUAAUACGUUAUGAUUUUAUAGUCCUUGAGCUAUAUUAUUAGGCCGUUAGAUUCUUAGAGAUUCUUGUAAAAAAAAGAGCAGCGUUUUUAUUUUAUAUUUCACUUUAAUUUUGUGAGGAAAACUGAACAUGUAAAAAGGCAGACAGAACGGGUGAAAUGUAAAAUGAGCUCGGUUGGUGCUGUGUUAUGUUAAAUGGUUAUUAAAGUUAUUAAAAGCUGUUAUUAUUAUCAUUAUUUUAAGCUGUUAAUAUCCAGUAUGGGAUGCUAACCAUAACCAUUUUAACUGUAUACCAGUGAAAGCACAGGCUCUUUAUCCACUCGGCUACGGAGCUUAUUGCUGUUCAUUUUACAUUUGUUUACCAUUUCCAUUAAUAGCAUUAUCUUGGAGGU